Penicillium manginii is the source of this 747-nucleotide messenger RNA. Its product is annotated as KilA-N domain-containing protein. The transcript is spliced from 3 exons. Lineage: Eukaryota; Fungi; Ascomycota; Eurotiomycetes; Eurotiales; Aspergillaceae. Gene Ontology annotation, cellular component: MBF transcription complex; SBF transcription complex. The coding region runs from base 1 to 747 and encodes 248 amino acids. The record is from RefSeq and is a predicted model, not a curated record. Gene Ontology annotation, molecular function: transcription regulator activity; DNA binding.
AUGGCGGCGACUAUGGAUAUGAUAUACUCGGCUACCUACAGCAGUGUCCCGGUGUACGAGCUCAAGAUCGACGGUGACAGUGUGAUGAGACGAAGGGGAGAUGAUUGGAUCAACGCAACACAUAUUCUGAAGGCGGCCGGUUUUGACAAGCCUGCGAGAACUCGGAUUCUGGAACGAGAAGUCCAAAAGGGAGUUCAUGAGAAGGUGCAGGGUGGCUAUGGAAAAUAUCAGGGAACAUGGAUCCCUCUACCUGAAGGUCGCCAACUUGCAGAGCGUAACAAUAUCUUCGUGAAAAUUGCCCCCAUCUUCGACUACGUGGCGGGAGAUCGCAGCCCGCCCCCAGCCCCGAAACACUCUUCAGCUCCAUCAAAGCCGAGGGCACCACGCAAAUCCACCAAUCGAUCAGCAGCAACCGAAAUAUUCAAUGUGGUUCAACCCAAUCGCAGCAUGGGCCCACCAACCUUGCCCCAGGAACAGCAGCAAUAUGAGAUAAACAACCAAUUCGAUGACAACGAGUCUAUUGAGCAAGCGAGUAUGGAAACUUCAUCCAUGAUUGCGGAUGAAGAUAUGCUGCAGAUGUCUCAGCAUGGAGGACGGAAGCGCAAGCGCGGAAUGAACGAGGCAACAGUGAUGUCCAUCAGUGAGCAAGAGCAUAUCAUCUAUGGUGAUCAGCUCCUCGACUAUUUUAUGACCGUGGGAGAUGCUCCUCAGGCUACACGAAUUCACCCUCCAAAGCCCCCCCGAUAA